Messenger RNA from Penaeus chinensis, 4044 nucleotides. Its product is annotated as inversin-like. The transcript is spliced from 21 exons. Gene Ontology annotation, molecular function: protein binding. Bases 128 to 3253 code for a protein of 1041 amino acids. NCBI's taxonomy places the organism in Eukaryota, Metazoa, Arthropoda, Malacostraca, Decapoda, Penaeidae. The record is from RefSeq and is a predicted model, not a curated record.
CAGACUGCUCCUAGGGUGUACUCUCACACUAAAAAGACAGAAAUUAGAGUGACAUUUGAGUUUCCAUGAGGUGGUUACUGAAUCGUCACUUCAACAUGUAAUAUGGAGCUUUAAAGACGAGCCGAGGAUGACGGCGGCGGUGGUGGGUAUGCCUGGGGGCGCGGGUGGCCUGACGGAGGAGAUGAGGGCCGUCCCCGGCAGCAGCGAGGGUGUGACUCCCCUUAUGUAUGCCUGCCAACAGAACCGCGACCACACCGUCAGACAGAUCCUGCACAGGAAGCCGGCCAGCGUGCACGAACGAGACCGGACGGGCAAGACAGCGCUCCAUUACUGUGCCGAGAACCCGACCCUCGCCUGCAUCGACCAGGUAGUGGACGCGGACCCAGCUCUCCUGCAGGCACGGGACGAGGACGGGUACACGCCCCUCCACCUGGCCACUAUAGCAGGUAACAAGGCCGUCGUCAAGUACCUGAUUUCGAAGGGAGCAGACAUCUCGGCACUGGACAAUGAGAAGCACACGGUUAUCCACUGGGCCACGGUGUGUGGCGAAGUGGAGCUGCUGGAGUUGCUGAUCGAGGCGGGCGCCAACCCCAGCACUCCCGACAUCCACGGCGCGUAUCCCCUCCACUAUGCGGCGCAGAUGUGUGGCCCCAACAGCGAGAUGGGCAACGACAUCCGCGUCGGCCUCAUGGUGCUCCGGAAGCUGCUGCAGAGCGGCGUCGACGUGUCCGUGACCGACCAGGACGGGCGGCAGCCUCUCCUGUGGGCGGCCAGUGCGGGGAGCGCCGAUGCUAUCCUCGCGCUGGUCAACGCAGGCGCCAGCGUUAGCGCCGAGGACAAGGAUGGGCUAACAGCGCUGCACUGCGCGGCGUCAAGGGGUCACCUGGACUGCUUGGACUGCCUGGUGACCCUCUGCGGGGCCGAAGUGGACACCUUGGACAGUAACGGGUGCACGCCGCUGUUCUAUGCCGUCACGCUGGGGCACGCUGACUGUACCCAGCUGCUCCUUCACCACGGCGCGCACACCGACCGCCAGGAUCGCAAAGGCCGCACGCCAGCGCACUGUGGAGCGGCGAAGGGCCAGCUUGAGACCCUGAAGCUGCUGCAUCAGAAGGGUGCUGACCUGUGGAGGCGCAACGUUAAAGGCGACCUCCCGCUCCACGAGGCGUGCCAGUCCGGCAGGAAGGAUCUCGUCGUAUGGCUGUUAUCCAUGCGGCCUGACACAGUCAACGCUCCUAACCUCGACGGCCGGUGUCCACUCCACAUAGCUGCUAUUAAUAACAAUAUAGAAAUGUGCAAGAUCCUUAUGGAUCAACAGGCGGCGGUCAAUCCCAUCAUGCGGAACUCCAGGGGGCAGCUGCUCACCCCCCUGGACGCCGCCGUGGCCCGCAGUAAUCGCGGCUGCGCGAAGUACUUGCAGCUGCACGGAGGCGUUCCAGCCUCAAAGCUGACCGACAAACACGCACUUCAAAAAGCCAUGCAGAGAGCCCUGGAGGCGAGUCAGCAUGGCAGCACGGGAGCCACGCCCAGCGAACUCACGGGCGACGAGCUCAUGAGUUCCUCCGCCUCCUCGGCGCUCAAGUCCAACCGCUCCACGAUGACGGCGUCGCCCGUGAACACCGAGGCGCAGACGGACACGGGCGACCUGAAGCGCGGGGGGGCGGGGGACGCGGAGACCAGGAAGCCCCAGAGCAGAGACGCGCAGGAGUCCGGCUACAGUGACUCACUCAUGCCGGAACGCGACUCUGACGAAGACGGACCGACGGACCCCGAGCGCAACACCGACGACGAGGACGGCGCGCCCCACGCCUCAAAGAAGACGAAAACGAAAACCAGGCGGAAGAGGGCGCAGAAGCAGAGGGAGGACCGUCAGGGCGCAAUGGUCAUAGCGGAGGAUGUAGAAGGGGGCGGCAGCGGUAGCGGUGGCGGCGGUGGCGGCGGCGGCGGCGACGGCGGCGACGGAAACGGCGGCGGCGGCAGGGGCGGCGGUAGCGGCGACGGAUUCGGCGGUGGUGUUGGCGUGGGCGUCGGCAGAAGAAACGACGAAUUGGAUGGCGACAGUAGUGUAGACGGCAGAGCGAGGAGGAGGAGAGGUCGGGCCAGUGGCGACGCAGGCUCCGACGAGGACUUCCCAGACGAUGGGGUCUGGGCAGGAUCCGGUGCUGAGGACGACGAGGAGGGCGACGAAGAUGCCCUCAGGAAGCUCGGAGUGUCGGGUCACAGACGACCUGGUGUCAGAAGAGGCCAGGUCAAGUCUGGUGCAAUGAGUGGCGGACCCAAGAAGGUGGAAAACAUGGAAUCCAAUUUGCGACGUCGAUACAAGAAAGGAAUAUCUCCCCCAACCGAAAUGUCCAUCACGCAAGCCAUGCAAACGACAAUGCGCAAAUACGCCUUAGAGAGACGGUUGUUCCAGCAACUCCUGGAACUAAAGAGAGUUCAGAUCAAAAACACGCGAGCCAACGAGCAGGUGCUCAUCAAGCGGAUGGUGGACGCGUACAUGAAGGAGGGCGUCCAGUUGGGCAUCAGAGGCUACAACGGCCCCUAUAACUUCCAGAGUUACGAGAAAUAUCUCUACGAUCAGCUCCGGUACCUCCAGAGUUCCCAGAGCAACAAGAUUCCUGCCUUCAAGCCCUCCGACGACGUGGAGCGCCUCAGUAGAGCUCUUCGACGCCAGGAGAUCCUGGAGCUUCCUGACCCUCUCAUGACCCCACGUGAUCCUCACACUUGUAACCACACCACACAUCGCUGUCACCAUGCAGCACACGCCUACACGGGUGUGCCCUGCGCUGCAUAUUUGGGCCAUCGAGGGAAGAAGAAGAACCAGCUCUCUCUCCCGAGGAUCGCCGGCAGCACCAACGCCAACGGGAGCAGCUCCUCCCUGGGGGCGUCUCCAGGACCUGCCUCGGGCGGGAGCCUGGGUCGCAAUCGCCCGGGGGAACCCAUUGGCCUGCGGAACUAUGACCCCAAGAGACCCCUCACUGUUGAACUGCAGCACGGUAACACGAGGCAGCAGAUCACUCUCCCUACAGAGAUCCUCGACAAGAAUAAGAAGUACCAUCUAACCUUCACCAUUAAGCCGUCCGCGCCAGGCCAGGAGGGGCUGUCUCCAUCAAAGGACGAAUCGGCGUCUCCCAAGCGCUCAGCCUCGGCGCCAGAGGGCAUUGUGCCGGACGAGGCGGUGCAGGCAGAGCCACGGCCAGAACUCCGCUCAGCACCGGCAGAGGGCAGGACCGAGGCCAGUGUCAAUGAUUAAACUACUGGAACUUAAAAAAAAAAAAAAAAACAUAAAUGGAUGAGCCAGUCAGCAUGUAGACGUUCGUUUGGGGUCUACUGUAGGAUGGCUUGUAUGUUCUGAGAUAUGGCAGUCCAAACUCACAUUCCUCGGCUUAGUGUAGGACAAUGAUGAGAUAUUCUUGGGCUGUUUAGCAUCACGCGGUAUCUUGCCAGAGGUAGGCUCCUUACUUGUGUGUGUCCAUCGCAGGACACUACCAAGUACCUGAGCCAUUGUGAUAGACUCCUUGGGGAACAGUUGUAUAUUUUUCAAAGCAGACGUACAUGGGCAUUUGAUUCUAGAUGUACAUGAUAUUACACCGAGAGAUGGGAACAACUAUUAAUCUAUCAUAUUUUUCUCCAGAUUUAACUGUUUACAAUGUGAUAUCCAUGCUGUACAGUAUUUCCAUGUAAACAUUGAUGUCAUGAACUUCAUUCAAUAUUAGUAUUCGGUGUAAUUUUACCACUAUUUUAGUUAAUCAGGUAUGCGAGUCAUAUUUUGUAGCUAAUCAAGUUAUAUCAAAUGAAUCAGUUGAACUUUAAUAUGCUGCUAAUUUGGUUGGAGAACCCUUCCCAUUUCUUUUUACUCAAAGAAAUUGAAACCCUCUUUCUGGGUUGCCUUUGAGUAUUUUCAGUUUUACGCGAGUUUUGCACUAAAUUCAAAAUAAUAGAAGGACGCACACCAACCAUGUCCCUGUACGUCAAUGUCGAUGUUUAUAUGAAUGCCUCAUGUGCUAUUAUGUAAACAUAUCUAUAUAAAAAAAACACUACUUA